AGUCAAAGGGCAGUGUCCUUCCCUUCUUGUGAGCGGUUGCCGGUGCACGCGUGGCAGCGUAGCUUUCUGGCCGUGUUCGGCCUCUUGGGGUGCUUUUCAUUCAAGCUAACGCCUUGCCUUCACUCCUACCACCAUGGCCUUUGCGAGUGGCAACCAAACGCGGAACACCAACGUGCGUCUGCCGCCCGAGGUGAACCGCAUUCUCUAUGUGCGUAACCUUCCUUUCUCCGUCACAACGGAGGAACUGUUUGAGUUGUUCGGCAAAUAUGGCCCCAUCCGUCAGAUGCGCACAGGCAACAAGCCAGAGACCAAGGGCACGGCUUAUGUGGUAUAUGAGGACAUUUUCGAUGCCAAGAAUGCGUGUGAGAACCUCUCCGGUUUCAACGUGAUGGGCCGAUACCUCACUGUCGUUUAUCACCAAGUGAACAAGUUGUAUCAAAAGCUGGAUCGCAAGAAAGAGCAGGAGGAACUUGAGAAGCUGCGCAAAAAAGUCAACGCCAAGGAGCGUGAUCAGGAUCAGCGAGCAUAAACAUGUGCAUGUGUGCCGUGGCAGCGCCGUGGCCCGAGGAGGUGGCUCGACAUCAAUCGAGCUGUGAGCAGAAGGUUGUCAGGUCUUGUAUGUGGCCAUCGUGAAUGUCUGUGUAUUGUGAGUUGUGUGUGCGUGUUUUGGAUCGAGACUCCGGCCACUUGUGGCCCCAUAUUCCAUCAAUUCAAGCAGUCACUUG
Messenger RNA from Monosiga brevicollis MX1, 725 nucleotides. RefSeq lists its product as uncharacterized. The record is from RefSeq and is a predicted model, not a curated record. Gene Ontology annotation, molecular function: RNA binding. Bases 134 to 529 code for a protein of 131 amino acids. The transcript is spliced from 4 exons. Gene Ontology annotation, cellular component: precatalytic spliceosome; catalytic step 2 spliceosome; U2 snRNP. NCBI's taxonomy places the organism in Eukaryota, Choanoflagellata, Craspedida, Salpingoecidae. Gene Ontology annotation, biological process: mRNA splicing, via spliceosome.